UCCACGUUGGUUUUGGUUCAAACAGCGCUGGAACGGGCAGCCUGGGCAAGUUCCGCUUACUAUAGCAGGCGAGGACGAGGCCGGUGUUUUGUGCAACGUCAUCAGGUUCACCGUGGCCUGCUACAGCAGCCAGAGCGGCAAGCGUGGCGUACAAGCAUGUCCGCUCACCUGAGUGCCGUUCUGCUGCAAGACCACCUGACCCCGGCGGAGUCGUACACGAGCUUCGCGCUACCGGCGAACUUGACCAUGGCGAGCUGCUCGAGCGUCCAGCGCAGUGGCCACACCCACUGUAGCCACGAGGUGACCAGCGACAGGGGCCACGAGUUGGAACGCGUAGCCGCCGCCCAGGCAGAACACCAGCAGCGCCAGGUCCAGAAAGGCGGCCGCACGCUGCCGUCGGGAAGGUCCGUGCCGAUGUCAUGGCGACGGUCAGCACGGUCAGCAGGCAGAGUAGCGCGUAGUCCAGUUGCGCGUCUCCUCACGCUGAGGCAGACCCGUCAUGGAGUCAGUGGCAAACAUGGGCACUACCGUAAAGGCGGGCCAACGUCUGUCCAAAGAAUCCCGGCCUUUAGACGUCCAUGGGGGCGUUUCCCGGAGGAACCGGGUCGGAGAGCGCCCCUUGUCAGCGCCUUAACACCUCGACCAAGUUCUGGAGUCGCUGACUGGAGUCGAGCAUCGUCUCUGGAGAUAUAUUGUCCAGCUUGUCCAGGUCGACUGCGGUGUGCAAGGUCCAACUGGCUCCUGGAGCAGCGAGGGCGACGUGCUCGCCGGAAGUGGCGAUGAUGGCGAGGAUGUCCCCAUCGCGGACUUCGGACGAGACUCCGUAGAGCAGGAGCAACUUGGUGCGCGUUCAGCCCCACAGGCGCUGACCCAGGCUGUAGAGCUUGAGCCCUAACUUCAGGUCUCGAACCUGUGUCAGAGCGGCCACAUUGCCAUCAUGACGACGUAGCCAUUGGCACCAUUGCCCGCAAUUCUUGGCAAAAGCGUACCUUGGCGUUUCUUGGCAUUCUUAGAAAACGCGGCCCGGUGUGUUGCUGACUCCCCUGCGGACAUAGAGGACAGGCCAUCUAGCACGAUGGUGUCUGGCGACCCGCCCUGCCAACCUGGUGGCUUGGUGUCCCGGUGCCCACCCUGUGGAACCUACUGACCAUCUUGACGCGGCGUGCUCACCGGAAGCGGCGAUGAUGGCGAGGAUCUCCCCACCAUGGACUUAGAAUGGCUGUCCCUGGAUUUGGAGCGAAACAUCCGAACAGCCACUGAGCCCGGCUGGAGAGAUUCAGCUACGCGUGGUUACGCAAACACAAAAAUAAAAAGGCUCAACACAGCGCUGGCCAUAGGGCCAGAAGAGAACGACGAUGGCGGCGUGUAACGCCGAUGACGUGCAAGACGACUCGUUCUUCGUGUACCACUAGUCGAACUAAUAGUGCUAAUGGUGUUUGCGGAGUAGUUCCUGAGAAGCAUAAGGAGAGUUUUGGGGGGUGUAAUCUAAAUAGAGCACCGAUAACAGGCGGCUUACGAAGUUAUCGUGUUGGUAAUGGCAGAGGAAACACGAGUGUAAUGUUGGUGGAUGCCAUGAAUAGCCCAAAGAACGGAAAACCACGCACGGCGGGAAAAUGUGGUGGAGUUCUUCACAGCAGCCUAUUCUGUUAGCGUACCGUGUUUUUCACCAAGGUGGUUCGGGACCCUUUUCGCCCUGUAAUGCACAACGCACAUUCUAUAUUGCACGCCGUUUGUUACGUCGUAAUUUAAAUGUGCGCGUGCGGAACACAAGUGGCGAUAUUAAUUCAUCAGCCUAUUUUUACGUCCACUACAUGACGAAGUCCUCUCCCAACGAUCUCCAAUUACCGCUAUCCUGUGCCAACUAUUUCCAACUUGCACCUGCGAAUUUUCUCAUCAUCCCACCUCGACUGCACUUCCCUUUUCUUGGCACCCAUUUGGUAACUCUAACGGUCUACCGGUUAUCCAUCCUACGCAUUACAUAGCCUGCCCAGCUCUAUUUUUUCUAAUUAUGUCGAUUAGAACAUCGGCUAUUCCUGUUUACCCUUUGAUCAAAAAGUGCUCUUUUCCUGUCUCGUAACGGUACGCCUAACAUUCUUCGUCCCAUUGCUCUUCUCGCGGUUUUGUUCUCGAGUUUCUUUGUGAGUCUCCAAGUCUCUGCCCCUUAUGUCAGCACCGAUAAAAUGCACUGAUUGUAGACCUUUUUCUGCGAUAGUGUUAAGCUCCCAGUCAGGACCUGGCAAUGCCUGCCGUAUGCAUUCCAGCCUAUUUUUACUCUUCUGUCAAUUUCCCUCUCUUGGUCAGUGUCCUAUGUGACUUUUGACCUAGUUAAACGGGCUCCUUCACAGACUACAGUAUGAGUGGCGAUCCUGAAAGUUUGUUCCAUUGCCAGACUUGAUUUUCAAGCAUUUUCACAAUCUAUAAAAGCAUUUUAGAGGGGCUUAUUGUACUCUGAUGUACUGCUGAACAACCCUUCAUGAAGCAAGCCUGUUUUCUUAGUUUACUGAAAUGUGGCCCUUAUUGGAAAGCAUCUUCGUGAUUUAGCUGGAGCCAACUGUAGUUCCGGUUAGCUUCGGAAUCUAAUUAGAAAGUAGAGUGAUAGCUAUCUCUACUCAUGCGACCUAUUGCUUUUAGUAAAAAUGGGCGCUCCAUGGCAAUAAAUGAAGGAAAUUAUAGGAAUUUUUUUUAUGUAGACCUGUGUUUAUGCAUUACGAGGUUAAAUACUGCCCAAUACUAUUGGUGCCAGUGUUACUUUGCAGAGUUUGCUGUUCGAAACAUGUAUUCCAGAACUUCAGCCACCAGCGGCCUCGUUAGCGGACAACGAAGCCUGAACUGACUCUUCACUUCUGCUAUUCAUAGCGCAUCUUCAAGACCCCAGGCUGAGUACGUUGAAAAAAAUCUCGUGACAUGACUCGCGGGCCUGAACUGGCGCUUGAGUAUUUGUUGUGCAGCAGAAAAAGUUAACCGUGCCGUUGGCAUUUGGGUGAGCUCGGCAACCGUCGUAUAUCGAAUCAAGUUUAUUUUUCCAUAAAGAAAUGAAGGGAGGGCUGAACAAAAUGUAAAAUGUUGAAGGUUUCGGCCCCCGUUUACAUGACAACCAGCCGUGGUGACCAGAGGAAAAAUGCACUUAGCAAUACAAUUAAGUCGCAAUUAUACGAGUGAUACAACCGGUAUGAGUAACAUGAAGGGAUGCAAAAGAAUAUGAAGGACAUAGCGAUGUGAAUGAGUAAUUUAAGAGAAUUGUAUUUGCAAUCUCGUUCUCAUGCAGAUAAUUCAGAAAAAAAAAAGGGGGGGGGGGGGGAAUGAGGUCGAAGCAACUGCGUAGAAAAUGAAGAGCCACUUAACUGUCGCAUGUACUUUCGUGCUGUUCUGCAGUUUUAUCGCGUACUAUGGUGCUCCGCCAUCUAUUAGAACGAACAGCUGUGCGCUUAUGCUUAGCCGAAGGCUUCCUUGAAGCUGUUUCAAAUAUUCUACCUCAACAAUCGAAAUUGCUUUCUCGGGCGGCUACCGCGUUUCGGCUCUUGCAAAAGUUCUUGACAAUUUACGAGUUACCGCUGUGAGGUUCUGAAACUUCAUUUCCCGGCCAGCGGUAAUUCUGACCUGCAUACUUUCGAUAUACUUCAGAUUCCUGGCAGAUAUUUGCUAAAUAAUGAAGUCGAUAUUUUUGAGAUUCAGAAUUUCGUAUUUUCGCAAUUCCGACUGCAUAAAGUGAAAGCUGAGAAAACUACUCUAUAGACAGUCUCCUCUUGAUGUUAUUGGCGUGUGGGUGCUUAAAGCAGCACACACGCACGCAUACGUCACCUCGUUUAAGAACGUCCACGAGCUUGGAAAUAAACUUUGAAUUUCUUUCUU
Messenger RNA from Dermacentor andersoni, 3849 nucleotides. RefSeq lists its product as uncharacterized. Lineage: Eukaryota; Metazoa; Arthropoda; Arachnida; Ixodida; Ixodidae. The record is from RefSeq and is a predicted model, not a curated record.